AUGAAAAUGGUUGCCAUUGAAGAGGUUCCACAUGUCCAACCAGAAGCUGUUGUGUAUGAGAUUGAUCAUUUGCAAAACCAACUAACAGAAAAGGUUAAUGAACUAGCAACUUGCAAAGAUGAAAUCAAGGCCUUAAGGGCAAUAGAAGCUCAGAAAGAUAAGGCCAUAGAAGAGCUGAGAAAUGAAGUUAGUAAGCUUGAUGAGAGAUUAAGACUUAGUGAGAAUCAUCUUAAACAUAAGAAUCUUGAAAUCAAGAAAUUAACAGAUGAGAAGAAAGAUGCGUUGGCCGCGCAAUAUGCUGCAGAAGCGGCUCUUAGAAGAUUGCACACUGAUCAAAAGGAAGAUGAUUUUUUUCCAUUUGAAAGUAUCAUUACUCCUCUUGAGGCUGAGAUUAAGAUGUACAGGACAAAGAUUGCGGAACUACAUGAAGAUAAGAAAGCUUUGGAACGAAUCACAAAGUCGAAGGAGUUGGCGUUGCUUGAAGCAGAGAGGAUUUUAAGAAGUGCGUUAGAGAGAGCUUUGAUAGUUGAAGAAGUUCAGAAUGAAAACUUUGACUUGAGGAGACAGAUUGAAAUCUGCCAGGAAGAGAACAAAAUCUUAGAGAAAAGCCACCGGCAAAAGAUAGUGGAAGUUGAAAAACUAAGCCAAACAAUCCAUGAACUCGAGGAGCUCAUCUUAUCUAAUGGAGCCAACGCAAAUGUCAUUCGCGAUUAUGAGCGACAGAUUUCUGAGUUGCAAGAUGAGAAGAGAACAUUGGAGAGGGAACUAGCAAGGGUAAAAGUUUCGGCUAACAGAAUUGCAACUGCUGCAGCUAAUGAAUGGAGGGAUGAACAAGAUAAGGUCAUGCCUGUUAGACAAUGGCUCGAAGAGAGACGGAUUAUGCAGGCAGAGAUGCAAAGGUUGAAAGAAAAGCUAGCUAUAUCAGAGAGAACAGCCAAAGCAGAAUCGCAAUUGAAGGAUAAACUGAAGCUGAGGCUGAAAACGCUGGAAGAAGGCUUAAAGAAAUUCUCUAUCAAUUCCAAUGCAUUUUCAGGAUCUCCGACAGGUGACAAAUCGAAUAUCUUAAGCUUCGUAACGAACAACGGUGGACUGAGAAACAGGUCUACAUCACAACCAAGAGGGUCUACUGUUGGAAGCACUUUGUUCCAAAAGUCAAACAUAAAAGGAAACAUGGACAGUGUUUCCGGGAACCGAAAACCAGCUAGCGUUGCAAAAUCGAAAUAUGGUUCUACAGAAAAUGUCUUCAAAAACGGUAUAUGGGCAUCGAGAAACAAAUUUUCUGAUAGUGGUGAAAAAGAAAAUGAGAUGCAGAUGAACAAAGGUAGUGUUAAAACCAGCGUUGAUGUUGACGAAGACUUGAAAAGUAACAGUUGUAAUGACUUAGGAAGCAAUGAUGUGGUCUCUGGAUUUUUAUAUGAUAAGCUUCAAAAAGAGGUCAUCAAUUUGAGGAAGUCUUGUGAAACAAAAGACAGUAGUUUGAACACUAAAGAUGAAGAAAUAAAGAUGCUCACGAAGAAAGUUGACGCACUAACAAAGGCUAUGGAAGUGGAAUGGAAGAAAAUGAAAAGAGAAGCAGCUGCUAGGGAGAAGGAGCUUGCAUUAAUAAAAUCAGAUGAUAAAAGAAAAAACAGAAGCUCCAACUUCUCAAAAAGGAUGAUGAAAGAACAUUGA
Molecule: messenger RNA, 1671 nt
Organism: Lathyrus sativus (Indian pea)
Lineage: Eukaryota; Viridiplantae; Streptophyta; Magnoliopsida; Fabales; Fabaceae
Source: the annotation of a GenBank genome assembly